This is a messenger RNA of Suillus fuscotomentosus, 2940 nucleotides long. RefSeq lists its product as uncharacterized. NCBI's taxonomy places the organism in Eukaryota, Fungi, Basidiomycota, Agaricomycetes, Boletales, Suillaceae. The record is from RefSeq and is a predicted model, not a curated record. The transcript is spliced from 13 exons. The coding region runs from base 1 to 2940 and encodes 979 amino acids.
AUGGUGCGACCUAGCAAAAGGCAGCGGGCGCAUGUUGAGCCCUUCGUCCAAGGCCAGCAGCCCUCACAUAUACCUUUGCAACAACGUGUACGAGAAUACGGGCUCACAAGUGGUGGGCACACCACAUUACAGACAGCUUACAUCUCACUAUCUGAGGUUUCCCUGGGGGAGAUGAAUGAGUGGCCUUCUUCACCACCACCGCAGACUCAGACUCAGUGCCCAGCUCAUGACUUCUUUGAUGAUGUCAUUGCAGAUAUUAAUGCAGACGUCUGUGACCUUCAGCCUGUGAAGCGCAGACAGACUGCAGCAACUUUUCUUGACGAAACCAUUUUUUUAGAAGGCCGUGGAAAUGAAGCUUCAUGUUCACUCUGUCGCUGCGGUGAUUCUGAUAAGACAUACCGAUGCAAGGAUUGUUUUGGGCUGGAAAUGUUCUGUCAGGCUUGUAUUCUCCAAUGCCACCAAUGCCUGCCAUUGCAUAGAAUUGAGGAGUGGACCAGUGGCUUUUUUUGCUGUACGACCCUCAAGUCCCUGGGUAUGCGGAUCCAGCUGGGUCAUAAUCCCAGUCAUCGGUGCCACAAUCCACGUCCUUCAUCUGGCAACACCUUUGUUGUGAUUGAUGUCCACGGUAUCCAUGAGAUUACAUUGGAUUUCUGUGGUUGUGAGACUGCACAAAUUCGCUUCAAGCAGCUGCUACGAGCACGCUGGUACCCUGUAACCACAACUGAACCAUGGACAGCAGCUACAUUUAGUGUCCUCAAGCAGUAUCACCUCCUUUCCUUUGAAUCCAAGGUUUUGCCCUACAAGUUCUAUCACAGCUUAGCCAGACGCACCAGCAACACUGGACUUUCUCUUAUCAAAGAUCGCUAUUCUGCUUUCAUGUGCAUGGUCCGUGAAUGGCAGCACCUACAACAGCUCAGACGCAGCAGUAGAUGUCAUCAUCCUACUGGCGCCAAUGAAACUGACAGCAGGGAACUUGCUGUACUCUGUCCUGCAUGCCCACAUCCAGGGAAGAACCUACCUGACAGAUGGGAGACUGCACCUCCAUCGAUGCGGCAAGGAGAUGCACUGAUCUUUCACUGCAGGUGGCUGUAUGCACUCUUUAUCGCAAUUGAUGCGAAUUUUCAUGAAGUGGAUCCAGGUUUGAAUGCUGGAUGGGCUUACUUCAUGGAAGAAACCACAUACAAGGAAUAUCUAUCCAUCACAUGCGUUAGCCACAACGCAGUCAAUAUGGCAGACACAAAGUCAUCGCGUGGCCUUGCAGCGACUGGUGUAGGUACUGUUGACUGUGCACGCCAUGAAUUCAAGUUACCAACUGGGGUAGGAGACCUUCAAAAGGGUGAAAAGUACCUCAAUAUGGACUACUUAGUGUUCUCAGCCCUGGUCGUGUUUACAAUCGCAAUGCUCAACAUUUUGUAUGAUAUCGCAUGUCAGUGGUUGAAGAAACUAUGGACUAGGAUGGACUCCAUGCCAACUCGCCUGCAUAUAGCGCACAAUACGAUGCUAAUCCAAUAUUUCAUUCCCAAGUUUCACAUCGGAGCUCACAUUGCUGCUUGCCAGACCACAUUCUCAUGGAAUUUAACCAAGUUCGUAGGCAGGACAGAUGGAGAGGCACCAGAAUGGGGGUGGGCAAAUAUUGAUCGCAUGGCAUCUAGCACAAAAGAAAUGGGACCGGGGAGCCGACGUGAUAUGCUGGACGACCAUUUUGGUGACUGGAAUUGGAAGAAGGUGACGAUGUUCAGUUGGACCUUGAAGCACAAGAUGGAGGACGCAGUGAAGUGGAAGAGGGAACACUGUGGUGCCUUACGCGAGCUGGAGGGAACCAUUCAGGCUGUGUUACUUGAUGAGUGGAGGCUAGAAAUCGAGGCAUGGGAGGAGGACGACACCAAACCAAACCCUUUCAAAAGCAGGGUUGCCCCUAUUACACAGACUGCAGUGCAGGCUCAGCUUGUGGAGUUAGAAGCACAAGAAUUCAGACAGAGGUUGAAACACAACAUCGCCAAUGUCUCCCUUCAUCCUACAGACAAGCAACGAGUGACGAUUACCAAUAGGACUAACAUGCUACAGAGACGGAUCGACUCGUGGACAAGGAUCCAAGAACUCUACAUGCCCAUUGUUUCAGCACUACGUUUGUCAGCUGACUCUAAUGCCAGCACUACCGAAGCUGUUCUAAAGCCCCAACACUGUCCUCUAUAUUUUCCAUCUGCCAUUGACGCCCCUUUACAUUGUGACCAGCGGUUGCUGGAGCAAGAAUGGGAACUAUGGCAUGCGCAGGCUCAUGAUGCCCUUAACGAAAUUUGUUCUCACCUUCGUCUGCGCUCACAUAUGUACAAAUUCAAGGACAAGAAUCUAUGUGGUCAAGCAGCAUCCACUCGCGCUCAGAAUCUAAUUGCCCGUGUCGAAGCAAAGAAAGAUGCAGGAGUCGAUAAAUACAGCGGUUGCUUGGAUAAGGUGGGCUGGGGAGAGACUUUGCAGCCUCUUAGAAACAAGGAUGUGAGACAGAUGGGUGAUUUCAUGGGCAGACAUACUCAGGGAACUGGAACAAUCUCAUGGAUCUGGCUUGCUACAGAUGUCGACACCAGUGUUCACAUUGAAUGGUGUAAGGCUUGUGCAUGUGCUGCACGAUGGUCUGAGGAAGUGCAACUACUUGUCGAAGAAAUGAGACGCAUACUGGUCUUUCUGCAGUGGCAGGCUUGCUGGUGGAGCGAUCACGCAAAUCUAUGCAUACUGGAGAAGCCCUCCGACCAGGAGGGGCUUCAGGCUUAUGCAUAUCAUCAAUCUGCACUACAUUCUGUGAUGCGCUCCUCAUUCCAAGCAUUGUGGAGUGCCGUGCCUCAACUUGUGGUUUCCACUCAGGCUCUUACCCCCAAGGACGCACCUUCUCUUACCCUCAAGGACACACCUUCAAUCGACCACCGCAUGACGAACCUCUAUGCUACAUAG